Arxiozyma heterogenica is the source of this 1368-nucleotide messenger RNA. It is a transcript of the gene CSG2, whose product is annotated as mannosylinositol phosphorylceramide synthase regulatory subunit. NCBI's taxonomy places the organism in Eukaryota, Fungi, Ascomycota, Saccharomycetes, Saccharomycetales, Saccharomycetaceae. Gene Ontology annotation, biological process: intracellular calcium ion homeostasis. Gene Ontology annotation, cellular component: endoplasmic reticulum membrane. The record is from RefSeq and is a predicted model, not a curated record. Gene Ontology annotation, molecular function: enzyme regulator activity. The transcript has a single exon. The coding region runs from base 1 to 1368 and encodes 455 amino acids.
AUGUUUCGGACUAUUGCUUGGUAUACAGUGGUUGUUGGUUAUGCAAUUCAGACCAAGGGGUUUUCUAUAAUCCAAUCUGAUAAGUUUCUAUCGCUGGAUUCAAUCAGAAGAGGUGGUCACUUAAAUGUAUCCAAAAUUACUAUGGAUCAAAUGAAAAGUGCAAUGACUUUUUACUUGACAUCUACAAAUUUCGUUGCUUUAAUGUUAAUUUUACCAAUUGCUGCAUUUCUAAGGAAAGAGCCUGGAUCAUCUAAUCUUAAUGAAUUCAAUUUUCAACCUUUAAAUUCGAAUGGUUCAGAGGAAUACGAAUUACAAGAUUUACCUUCUGAAAAUGGUAACGACAACGGAGAUAGAUGUAUCGAAGGAAGAUCACUUUCAAUGGAUUUAUCAUUAGAUAUAUCAAAUUUAAUCUCACACGAAGGAACUGCUCCAUCACCAUCAUCGUCAUUAUCAUCGUCAUCAUCUAGUACUCAUUUAAAUUCAAACUCUAAUUUUACUACAUUUUUGCCUUCACAUACAACCAUAUUUCAAACAUUAAGAGACAUUGUUGGAUGUAUUAUACCUUCUCACUCUUUUGGAUAUACAGCUGCAUAUAUCACAAAACUGGUUGUAUUGUCCUCUUUAUUAGUUAUACCUGUAUUUACAUAUAUGCUAGCGUUAUCUUUAUCUCCAGCAUUUGAUGUAGCAUUAAUUCAAAAUACCUCGAUUUUUGAAAUUGUCACUUUAUUAUACGGUGUCUGCGGCAUAUCUAAGAGAAAAUAUAUUUUUAGGAAUUUUCUUGUUAUGUGUGCUGCUUUGUUAGGUAUCUUAAUAAUCUCAUACACUAAAGCAACAUGUGAUAUCUUGGCUGGAAAAUUAUCUAUUAAUCCAACAACAGGUGAAAUAUCUGAUCCUUUCCUAUUUGAUAGAUUAAAGGCAUCUUUACUCUGUGGUUUAGGCAACUUACCUGUUGGUUUAUUUGCAGUUAUGUGGAAUUCUUGGUUUGGUCAAAGAUCGAACACUAUUCAACAACAGAGUGCACACUUGUCCCUUAUUGGGAUUAUUUCUCUUGCAAUGUUAGUACCAUUUGGUCCAGGUUUUAAAGUGUUUUAUGAAUGUAUCCAAUUGUUUAAUGGAGAUGGUUUAUUUUGGUCAACAUUGUUAGGUUCAGUAUUUUUAGGCACUGUUCCUUUUUUUUGUGCUUUGUUAUAUUUAAACAGGAUUUCAUCCCCAGAAUAUUUGACCACAUGUAACUUAGGUUCUAUAAUUUCUAUGGGCAUAAUGGAAUGGUUAGCUGAGCCAACUCAGACUACAAUUGUUAGAUGGGAAGUAGUCGGUUAUAUUAUGCUUUCUCUAAGUUGUCUGUUUUUGUCAAUGAUUUUGGUCUGA